AUGAGAGAAGCCAGAGUAGGAGAUACCGUGUUAGAUAUAAAUAGUAAUGAACCACCCCUCGAAGGUUAUCAGGAGAUAAAACCUAAUAUUUACUCUAACUUGUAUCCUAGUGAUAGUUCGCAAACCAAGGAAUUCAAAAAGGCUUUGGAAGAAUUACAAAUACAAGAUGGCAGUUUAGUUUUGGAACCUAUUGAUUCACAAUUACUCGGUCCCGGCUUUCGCUGCGGAUUUCUCGGUUUACUGCACCGAGAGAUUGUUUGCGAAAGAAUUCAAAAAGAAUACAAUUGCGAAAUUAUUACUACUCCCCCCAGCGUCACCUAUCGAGUAACUUUCUCCGACAACAAAAUUAUCGAAACUAAUAAUCCCCAGAAAAUACCUAGCGAAGGGAAAAUGAAAAAGGUGGAAGAACUUUUUGUUUCCUUAGAUAUUGCCACUCCCGAAAA
Messenger RNA from Paraglomus occultum, 443 nucleotides. Lineage: Eukaryota; Fungi; Glomeromycota; Glomeromycetes; Paraglomerales; Paraglomeraceae. The record is from the annotation of a GenBank genome assembly.